Molecule: messenger RNA, 1714 nt
Organism: Owenia fusiformis
Lineage: Eukaryota; Metazoa; Annelida; Polychaeta; Sabellida; Oweniidae
Source: the annotation of a GenBank genome assembly
ACGUUUGAGAAGAGCGCUCUAACUUCAAUUUAAGUGUUUUAGUAUUUGAAUUUUAUUUUCACGAUCAUCAACUUUCUGGAUCGUCUUAUAUUUGGAAUCCUUAGAGUACAUUUGUAUAUUAUUUAGUUCGUUUUUGCAGAUCGUGUUCUAAUUUAUGUCUCAAAGAAAUCAGAGACUAGGCUCAGUGUCAGUUUUAGAGUUAAUGUAUUAAACAUUAUCAUGAUGUGUUGUUACACGUUUUUGAGAAUAAACAAACAAGAAAUGGACCACGUGGAACGCUAAUCAGUUUCAAAUGAAACUGACAACACACUCAACCUGUAAUAACAUUUCAUGCAUAUAAAAACCGAACGUGCAGCACUCAAGAGUUCAUAAACAUAAUGAUUUAGUCGUUCUGACAGUUUAUACUUGGUACAUUGAUUGAUGAUAAUGUUUUAUGUUUUAACAUUGAAUAUAACAAGAUAAGUUUUGAAAACAAAUCAUUUUGAAACCAUUAUCUUGUAUUAAGUGACAGACAGACAAUGUAAGUGAUCAAUUAGCGAAUAACGAAGAAUGAUAUCAGUACUCUAAGUUUUGAAUGAUAAACAAAGAAUGGUAAAAAAGUUCAACUAGCCCCUACCGGAUAAAAAAGUAUUGGUGAUAAUUUUAAGACAAAUAAUUUAGGAAAUAUGUUAUCUCAACGUGUAGCAACGAAAAAGUCAUCAUUUUUAAUCAAAGACAUACUCUCUGAUGAACACGGAAAUGACCAGGAUAAAACAAAACAACAUAGCGUACGUAAUAAAGACAAAGAUGAUACACAACAUAGGGACCUAUCGAUACAAGUAAAACAGAAGACACAACCUACUAUCCCGAGGAUACCAAUAUUCAGGCACGGACUUCACAGAAAUGGAAUGCCCAGUUGUGGAUGCUGUCGGGUGCCGCCAACUCCUAGUCAUAUCCCAUUAUCGCCCGACUUCCUUUUACACAGGGCGCAACCUUUCGGAAAGAUGCCUCAUCUCCCGGGACUUUAUGGCAUCACCCAGGACCAGAUGUCUAUGCCUAUCCCAUUGCCUGUAUACGUCCGCACGAGAUCACCGCUCGGACCAGAUGGGUACCUCCGCCCAAAGAAAUGUCGCAGAAGUCGAACUGUAUUUACUGAACUUCAGUUAAUGGGUUUGGAGAAAAAAUUUGACGAUCAAAAAUAUUUGUCAACUCCAGAUCGCGUUGACCUCGCAGAUUCUCUAGGAUUGAGUCAGAUCCAGGUUAAGACGUGGUACCAGAACAGGCGUAUGAAAUGGAAAAAACACGUCAUGCAAAAUGGGGGUACAGACCCUCCAACUAAACCGAAAGGUCGACCCAAGAAGAACGCAGAUCUGAACUCACAAUCGAUGACGUGUGAAACCACGUGAGAUUGAAAACGGUGUCGCUGAUUGUGAUAAAUGCCAAUCUAAUCACCUUGGCGAUGUAUCUCUCAGUAAGCUGAAUGAUACCUUGGAAAGCAAAGUUUCUAAUAACAAUAUCGGGAACAAUAUAGCCAAUAGCCAUAUACGGUGUACUCCAUCAGACUCUCAGUGGAAUUGGUGUCGCAGACUUGUCUGAAUUUAAUGUUAAUAAGAGAAAACUGUGUAAAGAUGAAAUAAAUAAAUAAUAUAUAACAGUCCAAUGUUUUGUGUCACCUUGUUCCCGGUGUUGGCGUCUUUGUAAUCGAAUGUCAUUCUGGACUGUGUGUUGCUCACCC